UGAACAAAGGACAGUAUGAACAUGAAAGAAAUUUUCAUCCUUCUACUGAAUCUGUAUUUGGUCUUCAGUGUCCCAGCUAUUCGAGAGAGUGUCCCUAUGCAGAGCCUGAACUGCUACAAUGACUACAACUCACAGCUGACAUGCACUUGGAUGGAGCAUUCAGAGGCUCAUGCCCUCGUUGGUAUGGUUCUUUACCAAAGGGAUAAUAUUAUAAUGGAGAAUAAAGAGAUGCUUUGCAAACGCCAGACAGAAAAUGACUCACAUGAGACUUCAGACUCCUAUGUGCUCUGGGUUUGUCACAACACUACAGACAAUUUUGGAAUAGGGGUAGAUGAUAUUUACAGCUUCAAACCUAACAAGAUUCUUCAAGCAGAACUAAACGUUGAUCUUUUCCAGAAUGUUCAGACCCUCCCACCUCAAAACCUCUCAGUCAACUUGACGAGAUCAGGAGACUUCUUGCUGACCUGGAAAGCAGCUGAUGGAAGCCAAGGGCUGGGCAAUGCCCUGGAAUAUGAAGUCACUUACAAGCGGGAGUGGGAGUCCUGGGAGAAAGCUGUCUCGCUCCUUCUCUCCAACACCACAUGUUGCCAUCUCAGUCACAAGGACCUUGUCCCAGGGAGCAGCUACAUUGCCCGUCUGCGAGCCAGGCCAGGGAGGGACAGUGGCUUCUUCGGGCAGUACAGUGAGUGGAGCACAGAGGUGUCAUGGAAGACCCCUGAAGGAGGCCUUCAGCCCAGGAACCUUCGCUGCCUCUUCAAUGGUGCAGAUACCCUGACGUGCAGCUGGGAAGUGAGGAAAGCAAUCAUCACGUCUGUCCUAUUUGGGCUGUUCUUCCGGGCCACUCCAGCAUCAGUAGAAAAGGAGUGCUCUUCUCUACAUGAGAAGGCUUUGCCCAACAGCCUGUAUGUCGUCCAGAGCUGUGAGAUCCCUGUGAGCAACUCCACCAGUCAGAGCCAGUAUCAUGUGUCUGUCCGGGCCAAGACAGAGGAAAAACUCAUUGAAGCUUACAAGAACAUUAAGGUGCUGCCACCUACUAAUGUGUCAGUAACAGUGACAGAGAACCGAGAGUAUGAACUGAGGUGGAUAAAACACACUUUGGCAUAUAGCUUCAUAACACAGAGAUACCAAGUCGAGUACUGGAAAAACAACCAAUAUGAAAAGACUCUCCAGAAAUUACAUAUCAGCAAUGAUGAACCUCCCUUCACCUUCACCCUGCAGAUGCUGGCAUCAUCUACAGAAUAUAGGGGGAAAAUGCGUGCAAGGGUGAAUACACCUCUGGACUAUGAGGGAACUUGGAGUGAAUGGAGUGAGGAGUUCACUUGGAAGACUGAGAAUGUUCUGCCACCAGUGCUUCUCCCAAUGAUGCUGCCAGUUCUCAUCAUCACUUUGCUAAUGGCUGCUUACUGCAGCUAUAAGUAUUUCCUCAGGAGGAAGCAAAUGUGGGAGGAAAAGAUUCCAAACCCCAGCAAGAGUCUCCUGAUCCAGAGCUACCUGCAGAAAGUACAUUUAGGAAACUGGCCAGCAAGCAGCCAGAUGGACUUCAACAAAUGCAACCUUCCAGAGAAGAUGGAGCAGGCUAGCUUCCUCCAGGUUGAGGACAGGCAUACGAAGACUUUGGCAGAGUUUCUUGAAGGGCAAGCUACAAAGACAGAUGGUUCUCCUGUUGCACUGGACCUACAGAACUCAUACCAUGCUUUAAAUGAGCCAGAGCAUACCCCAGCUGUCUGCUCCAGCCAGAUUGCUGGACGUUCCUUUCCUGUUUCAAGGAGAAACAGUGCUGAUGCAAGUAUUACUUCUAAGAGAGCAAUCCCUUGCUUUGCUUUCAAUGGUCCCUACUUGUACAGCUCAACGAUGUCUUCCCAGCCUGAUACACACCAAACCCUGGCAGUCGAUCCAGUGGGAGCCCGUGAGAAAUCAGUUUCCCUUCAGUAUGUGACCCUCCCAAUAGAAGACUGCCCUCAAGAACAGCCAGGAGCAGGUCUUCCACAGCACUUUCUGCAUCCAGAUCAGAAGGAAAUGGUUCAGCACCCUGGCAAUGAUAAAGGAGUCUCACUGACCCCACCUGCCUGUGGGAAAGGAAAGAAUGUGAGAACGGAAGAGCAGAAAUCUCCAAAAGCUCUCAGCUGUAUUACAUCUCCUCAGCAGCACCCCUUGGAGUACAUCACCACAGAGAAACUCCUGCUGCCAUCAGCCAAUGAUUCCAUACAUCCAUCUCUUGUCACUGCUGAGGAGUUAUCUUGUGACUCACAGGGGCCCCAGCCCAAAAAGGACCACUCUUGCCAUGAGUUUUCUCCUGGGAAAACUGGUGUCAUGGUCCCAGUUUCAGAUCAAGGACCAUCUUCUUCUGAAUUUUACCUGGACACAUUUGGAAACUAUCUUACUGUCCCUUUAGGUGUCCAUGGACAUUCAGAACCCACAAAGAUGUCUUUGCCUUUCUUACAGAAGGGAGGUGAUCUUCCUAGAAAGCAGCCUUUGUCAGAGGAUAACUUGGUGGUGUUAAACCCUGACAGCACUGAGCCAGUUUUCCUCUGCCAGGUUGGUGACUAUUGCUUCCACAGCCUAAAAUCCAGUGCAAAGAUGGGUAGUAGUCAGGAAGAUCAUCAAGUAAAGAAACCUUCUGAAGGCAAGACAACACCUAGGAAGCCUGUAUCUGAUGAUGAAUACAUCACUGUCAAGGAAAAGGAUGUAUCAAAAAUGCAGGCUAUCCAGCUUUUCAAAAACCUGAAAUCAGAUGAUUACUUUUCCUGGCAGCAGUCUUUGGGGAUCACAGAAAUCUGUUAAGUGGUCAGAUAUUAAUGAAUAUCAAAUCUAGAGGAAAGAGGUUGCAACUAUCUGAUGAAAAUUAACCUUCAAACCUAGGAACAAGCAAACACCAGUUCCCUUUUACAACCUCCAGUCCAACAUAUUGACAGACUUGAAGUAUUGUGUACAAUACUGUAUAUUAAUAUUCAGUAUUUCAUAUUCAUAUAUAUAUGAAGUAUAUUGAAGUAGCUCAGCAUUCUUCUCAGUGGUCUUCGGAGAUUUGGCAUGAAAACAAAUCCAAAUAUUGCCCCUUGGUGUUUUUCAAAAUUUGUGGCUCAUCCACAAUGAACAGUUUGGUGUCCUCAAGAUUCUGAGACAAAUCACAGUCACCUUGCAAGAAUACCAGGUUGCCCAAGGAAAAACUCAUGGCAGGAAAUACAGAAUUAACAGUGUGAAAUGUUAUCAGAUGACUGGCUUGGAAAACUUGUAAAGAAAACAUGUAUUCUUAAGAGGAAUUUUGUUGAAUUUUUAUUUCUGUGUAAAAUAGAUGAGAGUUACCAAGGAGCUUUCAUAUC
This is a messenger RNA of Calypte anna (Anna's hummingbird), 3317 nucleotides long. RefSeq names its product colony stimulating factor 2 receptor beta common subunit (gene CSF2RB). Gene Ontology annotation, cellular component: external side of plasma membrane. Gene Ontology annotation, biological process: cytokine-mediated signaling pathway; immunoglobulin mediated immune response. Lineage: Eukaryota; Metazoa; Chordata; Aves; Apodiformes; Trochilidae. Gene Ontology annotation, molecular function: cytokine receptor activity; protein binding. The transcript has 13 exons. Bases 16 to 2781 code for a protein of 921 amino acids. The record is from RefSeq and is a predicted model, not a curated record.